CUCUGCAAGCAAAGAUGGCACACAAGCUCGCCAGUACGCAGCCUUCUUGGAAGAAGCUCGAGCAGCUCUACCAGUCCAAGGGCAAGGCAUUCAACCUCAGCAAGGCCUUCAGCGCUGAUCCCAAGCGAUUCGAGGAAUACUCGCGCCAGUGGUCGGGCAAGACGACCGACGCCUCGCUACUCGUCGACUUCAGCAAGAACCUGAUCGACGAUGAGAUUUUCUCGACCCUUUUGAGUCUCGCAAAGGAAGCCGAGGUGGAGAAGCAGCGGGACGAGAUGUUCGAAGGCAAGCCCAUCAACACCUCCGAGGGCAGAUCGGUCCUCCACAUUGCCCUCCGCGACCUUAGCGACGAUUUCAAGCCUCCCGUUGAGGGCGUCGACGAGGUCAAGCCCGAGCUGGCCCACAUGAAGAAGUUCAGCGACGCCGUUCGGUCAGGAGAGUGGAAGGGCUACACGGGCAAGCCGAUCAAGUCGAUUGUCAACAUCGGCAUCGGAGGCUCCGAUCUCGGACCCGUCAUGGUGACCGAGGCUCUCAAGCCGUACGCAAAGCGAGACCUGGCCGCCCACUUUGUCUCCAACAUCGACGGCACCCACAUGGCCGAGGCACUGAGGCAGUGUGACCCUGAGACGACGCUCUUCAUCGUCGCCUCCAAGACCUUCACCACCCAGGAGACAAUCACCAAUGCCACGACGGCCCGCGACUGGUUCCUCAAGGCCGCCGGCGACAAGUCGCACGUUGCCAAGCACUUUGUUGCUCUCUCCACCAAUGUCAAGGCUGCGACCGAGUUUGGCAUUGCCAAGGAGAACAUGUUCAAGUUCUGGGACUGGGUUGGAGGCCGCUACUCGCUGUGGAGCGCAAUUGGUCUCUCCAUCUGCCUCGUCGUGGGCUACGACAACUUUGAGCAGUUGCUCAAGGGUGCCCAUGACAUGGACGUCCACUACAAGACGGCGCCCCUCGAGCAGAACAUUCCCGUCAUCUUGGCCCUCCUGGGCAUCUGGUACACCGACUUUGUCGGGUGCCAGACUCACAUGCUGCUUCCUUACGACCAGUACAUGGCUCGCUUUGCCGACUACUUCCAGCAGGGCGAUAUGGAGUCGAACGGUAAGACGAUCACCAAGAACGGCGAGAGGGUCGACUACGAGACGGGUCCCGUCAUUUCGGGCCAGGCAGGCACAAAUGGCCAGCACGCCUUCUACCAAGAGAUCCACCAGGGCUCGCGCAUCAUUCCCUGCGACUUUCUCGCGCCCGUGCAGUCGCACAACCCUCUGGGCCCGCACCACGACAUUCUCAUCUCCAACUUCCUCGCUCAGCCCGAGGCGCUCGCGUUUGGAAAGAGCGAGGACGAGGUCAAGAAGGAAUUGAGUGCCUCGGACCAAUCCAACACCUUCCUCGUGAAGUCCAAGGUCUUUGGAGGCAACCGGCCAACCAACUCCAUCAUGUUUCCUAAGCUCACGCCCGCCGUGCUCGGUGCGCUCAUUGCCAUGUACGAGCACAAGAUUGCGACGCAGGGCUUCGUCUGGAGCAUCAACAGCUUUGACCAGAUGGGUGUCGAGCUGGGCAAGGUUCUCGCAAAAAAAAUCCUGCCCCUGCUCCAGUCUGGAGACGUGUCCAAGGUCGACGGCGCCGGCCACGACUCGAGCACGUCGGGCCUGACGAGGUACUACCUCCAGCACCGUGCCGCGCCCAAGUGACUCGCUUUUGGCCCUGGCCGC
Molecule: messenger RNA, 1712 nt
Organism: Acaromyces ingoldii
Lineage: Eukaryota; Fungi; Basidiomycota; Exobasidiomycetes; Exobasidiales; Cryptobasidiaceae
Product: glucose-6-phosphate isomerase
Exons: 1
Coding region: 15-1691 (558 amino acids)
Biological process (GO): gluconeogenesis; glycolytic process; glucose 6-phosphate metabolic process
Cellular component (GO): cytosol
Molecular function (GO): carbohydrate derivative binding; monosaccharide binding; glucose-6-phosphate isomerase activity
Source: RefSeq, a predicted model, not a curated record